Bipolaris oryzae ATCC 44560 is the source of this 900-nucleotide messenger RNA. RefSeq lists its product as uncharacterized. The coding region runs from base 1 to 900 and encodes 299 amino acids. Gene Ontology annotation, molecular function: protein kinase activity; ATP binding. The transcript is spliced from 4 exons. Lineage: Eukaryota; Fungi; Ascomycota; Dothideomycetes; Pleosporales; Pleosporaceae. Gene Ontology annotation, biological process: protein phosphorylation. The record is from RefSeq and is a predicted model, not a curated record.
AUGGCUUCAAAUUCUAUAGGAGAGGCAUUUCAACGCCUACCGCGGCCUCAAGUGCCUACUGCAGUGGCGCUCAUGGAACGAUCCUUGAAAAAGGCAAAACAGCCAGCUGCUAGUGUUUUACAUAACCCGUGGGAGACUUUAUCGCAUUUGGGGGAUCUAACACAGGGAAAACAAAAGCUAUCGUUAUGCCUUCAAGGAGGACACCUGGUGAUUAUCAAAGAACUUAAUCCUGAUACUGGCAAGACGGAAUUAGAGAAAGUAAAAACGAUAUCUGAUCAUCCACACGUAGCAACUAUCAAGCGGGUCUUUGAAUCAAGGACAUCCCUGCUGUUUCAAUAUGACUACACCCGCUUUACUCUUGAAGAGGUUCUAAAUGUUCACACCUUUCUCAAAGAGCCCCACAUACAAGUGAUAGCAAGCGCAGUAUUUCUUGCCAUACAGCAUAUCGCGAAGGCCGGUAUCGUCCACAAUUCUGUCUCAAUCAGCACGAUACGUCUCUGCGGAAGGAGUGGAAAGCCACAACUAUCAGAUUUCGAGAACUGUGCCUGGGUAAGCACUGAGCUUACGCCAAAUGCGGAUCUUGAGCAACUUGGCAUAACAAUUCUUGAGUGUAUGAAUGGACUCCCGAACGAGAACCUGCGAGAUCCUUCUAUGAUCCGCCGAAAAAGAGACACGAACAAGAUGUUUGGUCUUAGCAAAGGAGAGGAAUGGAGUGGCUACAAACUUCUUGUGGACUUUCUAGAUAGCAUGUUUAACGAAGGGGUACCCGCACUCGCUAAGCUUGAGAAGCCUCAUCGGUACAUUGUACGAAAUCCCGAUUUUAGUAGCCUGAUCCCGUUCCUUGAACUUGUGCCGCUGGAAUGCUUAUCACUUUGGCGCCCAAGUGUGGCGAAGUCGUAG